CAUGUAGAUGUUUCCUGGAAGCUUCCGAUCAUGUGGGAUGCGUUGCCAUGCGUAGCCAUGCGUAGCCAUGCGUAGCCAUGCGUAGCCAUGCGUAGGUUCGCUUGGCUGCUGGCACUGGUGGUGAGAGCUCAAGAUGAUGACUUCCAAUGGUUCCGCUGCGAUGCUUGCUCGGCCUCGUUCUUCAAAAUCAACAGGACCUUGGUCGAGAAGCAGUUGCUCCGUCGGGCCAGUGUGGCCAGCUAUGAGUUCUUGGAGAUCGUUGACGAGGUAUGCGAUACUAUGUUCACCAAAGAAGAGUAUGGCGUGAAGCAGCAUGAGGGUAAGAAGUAUCUCUUCGGCCCUGGUGUGAGCGAUCACAUCCCAGGGCAGGGCUUCGGGCAGAUGGGCAUGGGAGAUUAUGACAAGCGCCUAGCAUCCUACUGCAAGAUGUUUGUCGAGGAGUUCGGGGAGGAGGAGCUGCAGAAGCUCUUCUGGGAAGAGAGGCAAGUGAAUCACACUGAGCUUUGCAAAGACGAGUGCAAGUCUUCUGCCAGUGGCACUGGAGCAAAAUCCAAGACGCCCAGGAAGCCUAAAGUGCAGAGGACACCUUCAGCCAGUCCGGAGAAGGCCCCGACCGCGAAGGGCAAAGACUCUGCAAAAGUGAUACCUGCGCCAGCAACAGGAAAAAGGACUGAGAACUCGAUCAAGAAGACGGCGAGUGAGGUUGACCAGGUGUUGUCUUCAUUGCAGCGCUGGAGCGUGCCGGAACUGACACGCCUGGGGGAGGCCGUUCUCCAGCAGCUGGCGCUGCGAGCACAGCAUGGCACGGAGCGCUCCGAGCUGUGAAGCCUGGAGCACAUCAACUUCUAGAGAGGUGGUCGCGGAGUGUCCGGCUCCAACGGCAGCACGAAGGGCACGGCGAGCGGGCGUCUUUCUGCGACGUGUCGCGUGGUCCCCACUUCGGCAAUUUGAAAGCUGGAAAAGAUCAGCCAACAGAUUGCGUGGUGAAAAGCGGAG
This is a messenger RNA of Durusdinium trenchii, 996 nucleotides long. The record is from the annotation of a GenBank genome assembly. NCBI's taxonomy places the organism in Eukaryota, Dinophyceae, Suessiales, Symbiodiniaceae.